UUCCUUUCAGUAAAAAAAAGAAAAAGAAAAAGAAAAGGUUUUAAUAUAUAACACAAAAACUCUUUUGAAAAAGAAAAAAAAAACACCUUUCUGGGAUCUUGAUCCGGCGUAGUAUAUCUUUGGCAAUGGAGUCAACGUGGCCCAAAAAUUCUUUAGAUCUCAAUCUUAAUUCAUUUCAACAUGUGAUCGAAGUUCCUGAGAAAGAGUUGGAAAGAGAUCACUCCAUUAAUUUCGAGGGGAAAUUCUCUGUGAGAGAAGUGCAGGGUACAGGUGAUGGUGAUGUUGAUAAGAAUGUACUAUUGACUGAAGAGCUACAUAGGAUGAGCUCCGAGAACAAGAAGCUCACAGAAAUGUUAAGUAUUGUGUGGAAGAAUUAUAAUAACCUGCAAACCAAAGUGAGAGAGUUGAUGAUGACCAAGAACGCAGGAGUCUCUCAUGCUCAUGGUCAGAAUGAACUAGCCUCCUUAACACCACGCAAGAGGAAGGCUGGAGAAGAAUACAGCAAUGUCGUUAAUGGAUUGAUGAGUAAUAUGGAGUGCUGUUCCAGCGAUGAAGAGUACUCGUACUGUAGAUUGCCAAAGGAAAUUAAGUCUAAGGUUUCAACCAUUUAUGUACAAACCGAUUCUUCUGAUAAGACCCUUCUUGUGAAGGAUGGAUAUCAAUGGAGGAAAUAUGGUCAAAAAGUAACAAGAGAUAACCCUUCUCCUAGAGCUUAUUUUAAAUGCUCUUUUGCACCAAAUUGCCCGGUUAAAAAGAAGGUGCAAAGAAGUGCUGAAGAUCCAUCUCUCUUGGUGGUUACAUACGAAGGAGAGCACUGCCAUAGCCACAUAAGCUCAAGCCAACCAUCAGCCUUAAUGCUCCCUGCUAUUUCAGCGUCCAUGAGAUCCUUACCUUCAACUGUAACCCUUGAUCUGGUUCGACCGGCGGCGGCGGCGGCGGCCGGUUCGACGGAUAGCCCGAGAAUGGCACCGCUUCAGGGAAUUGAUUCGCCAGUUUUGCAUCAAUUUUUGGUCCAACAAAUGGCUUCUUCAUUGACAAGGGAUCCAAAUUUUACAGCGGCAUUAGCUACUGCUAUUUCAGGAAAUCUUUUGGACAAUACUAGGGUGGAAAAGGGCUAAAACUUGAUUAUAUAUUGUUUUGCAUCUUAUCUAGUUUCUAUAUAUCUAAGUUUUGCUAUUAAUAGGGAACAAAAUUAAUUAAUAUGAAAGUUGUUACGUACCAACAAUCGAUCAAGAGAGGUUUUAUCAUGUGUUUUGGCUUUGUGUUAAUGGGGAAUUAUUGAAGGCGAGGUUAGCUUAGCUAUGAAAAAUAUAGAUAGAUAUUAUAGGGAUGUAUAUCAGAGUAAAUAAUAUUUUUGGAUUUAUUAAAAAAAAUAUUUGUACUCCUUUGAGCAAGUGCUAUUGUAUUUGGAUGUGUAUGCGACAGGGGCAUGUUAUUUUCUAAAAAGUAAAAAAAAAAAGAAAUCCUAUAUAUAAUAUAGGAAAUUUCUACCA
This is a messenger RNA of Humulus lupulus (European hop), 1493 nucleotides long. Its product is annotated as probable WRKY transcription factor 40. The record is from RefSeq and is a predicted model, not a curated record. Gene Ontology annotation, biological process: regulation of DNA-templated transcription. NCBI's taxonomy places the organism in Eukaryota, Viridiplantae, Streptophyta, Magnoliopsida, Rosales, Cannabaceae. The coding region runs from base 126 to 1118 and encodes 330 amino acids. The transcript is spliced from 5 exons. Gene Ontology annotation, molecular function: DNA-binding transcription factor activity; sequence-specific DNA binding.